Botrytis sinoallii is the source of this 573-nucleotide messenger RNA. RefSeq lists its product as uncharacterized. The record is from RefSeq and is a predicted model, not a curated record. Gene Ontology annotation, cellular component: TRAPP complex. The transcript has 3 exons. The coding region runs from base 46 to 573 and encodes 175 amino acids. NCBI's taxonomy places the organism in Eukaryota, Fungi, Ascomycota, Leotiomycetes, Helotiales, Sclerotiniaceae. Gene Ontology annotation, biological process: endoplasmic reticulum to Golgi vesicle-mediated transport.
AGCUUCUUUCCUAUCGAUUGCUCUUAGCAGUGCAUCAAAUAUCAAAUGGUCGUCUUUGCCCUCACAAUAAUAAAUAAAGCUGGUGGACUUAUCUACCAAAAAGAUUUCGCAGAUGGAUUGAACAAACUAUCUAUAAAUGACUAUCUGGUGCUUGCUGGAACAUUUCACGGAGUCCACGCUAUUUCCACUCGACUAAACCCCAUCCCAUCCUCUCACCUCGCUUCAACAGGUGCCUCCUCUCUUCCUUCAACAUCCCACUCCAAGACGCUCUCUACCCUCUCCUCACUCUCCUCCACUCCCACAUCCGAUGACCGACCAGAUCCACCUUCCGGCAUCGAAGUGCUCGAAACGACUUUGUUCCGACUCCAAUGUUUCCAGACUCUCACUGGCACGAAGUUUCUCCUAUUUACUGAACCUGGCAUGCCAAAUGUUGAUAGCAUAUUGAGGAAGAUAUACGAACUGUAUGCGGAUUAUGUGAUGAAGAACCCGUUUUAUCAGUUAGAGAUGCCGGUUAGGUGUGAGAGGUUUGAGAGGGGCGUGGAGAGGUGGGUCAGGGGGGUUAACAUGAGGUAA